AGUGCCACUCGUCCUCGUCCGAAUCUGAACCAGUAUCGUGUGUUCCGUCGUGCAGCUGCCCCGGGAGGAGGUAGAAGUCAGCCAGCAGCGCCGGGAAGUGAACCAGCGACUGGAGCAGGACUCCAAACAUGGAGCCUAUCGCGUCGUGGAGCGAGGAGAGAGUGUCCAGGUGGCUCCAAGGUCUGGAUGCCCCCAUAAGUCAAUACCAGGUCUCAGAGUGGGCUUUAUCGGGCAUGAAUCUUCUCAGUUUGACCUCCCUGGACCUGGAGAAGUUGGGAGUCUCUAAGAUUGGACACCAGGAGCUCAUACUGGAAGCUGUGGAGAAGCUCUGCUCUCUGAGUUACGGCUUCAGAGGGGAGAGCCUGAAAGUUUUAACGGAGAAGUUGGCCGCUGUUGCCCACACGCUGCAGACGAGCAUUCAAAGCCGCUGGCGCCUCAAUGGCUACGAUGGUCGGAGCACCACCAAGAUGUCUACUGGGGUUCUGAACAUUGUCGUUGAACUCAUCACGUCUGCUAAAGGCCUUUUCUCUUUACUCAACAGAUAUCAGUUUUUCCAGCUCAGCGGAUACAACGAUACCAAAAACAUAUUCACUUACUGCAAAAACCUGGGAGAUAUUGUGCACAAGGAGACCACUGUCUAUGAAAAGGAAAAGGACAUAAUCUCUGUCUGCCGUCUGUUGGUGGAGGUUUGUGAUGAGAUCCUGAAAUCCAGCCCUGAAACUCUUCUAACCCACACGGCUCAGCUGGAGACUGUUGACCUGGUGCCCGUUUCACCCGGAGACCAGUUGGGGAUUGAGAUAACGUCCACCAGUUCCAGUAACCACUACGUGACCGGAGUCGCCGCUGAGCCCUCCACAGACGCCUUUUUGCGGGUCUUGGCCGGUGAUGAAGUGGUUCAAGUCAACGACCAGAUAGUGGUCGGCUGGAGCAGAGCGAACCUUCUUAAGAAGCUGCAGGAGAAUCCCAACGGAGUGACCCUAGUCCUGAAGAAGAUUCCUGCGUCAGAGCGACGCAAAAAUUCCAUCAAGGUUGUCUCUGUGCAGAAGGAGGAAGAGGAGAGAGAAAAAACGUCCGAAGAAGACGAGGAGAGGGACGAGGAGGAGAGUAUAAGGCACUCCAUAUUUGAGAGGGUGGCAGCCUCCGUCAGAUCCCUGUCUUUUCGGCGAGCCGUUCACGGACCGGAGCCGCCUCAGCAGCCUAUGGGACAGGAGGAAUCAGAGCUGCCCUUUGACAAGGAGCUGGAUGUGAAGCUGACCGUACCAUCGAGUCAAAACCAGCCGGGGAGGUCGUCGCCUCUGCCUGCCUCAGGAGAGUUUAGGAGUUUAGGAGGUUUGAAACUCUCGCCGAAACUCCCGAGGGACCGCUCGCCGUCCUUCAGGACUCCGUCACCUCUCACGUUGAACCAGGAAAGAACAAGCGUCUCCUCCUGUCCUGAGAUGGUGGGACACACGGCUAAUAAAGAGACCAAGAAGAUCUCCACGAAAGGAAUGACGACAGCUCUUAGCCGGCGCCGGGUGUCCUGCCGAGAGCUGGAUCAUCCCGACUGCGACGGCUGGUUGUGGAAGAAAAGAAGAGAGAGCAGCGUCUUCAUCACCCAGAAGUGGCAGCGCUUCUGGUUUGUCCUCAAGGGGCCCAAUCUUUACUGGUUCAACUCCCAACAGGAUGAAAAGGCGGAGGGUCUGCUUAACAUCUCCAGCUACAACGUAGAGAGCGCUGGAGAGCACAAGAGAAAAUACGUUUUCCAAAUGUCUCACCGGAAAUUUCAGAACUUCUUCUUCGCUACAGAGACGGCCACCGACCUGAGCAAGUGGAUUAACUUCCUGAUUUCAGCCACUCAGAAACACAAGAAGUUACAAAAAGGUCCAGAUAGUGAAGAAGAAUGCUACAGUGAAACUGAGUCGGAGAGCGAAUCAUCUCCUUCACCGCGCAGGAAGAACAAGGUGCAGUACAGCACGCUGCCUCGACCCAAAGGGAAACCAAACAAAGCACCUUUACCGAUUGCUUCAACAGAGGGCAGCAAAGGAACAGCCGCCCCAGUUGACGAGAUGGGCAUGAUGCUGAACAACCUGAAGGAAGGAGGAGUGUCCCUGAUGGGCCACGAGCAGCCGCUGACUCAAGAUCACUUCAGGAAAUCCUUCAUCCGACGCAACAAGAAUCCUGUCAUCAACGAGAAGGCGCUCACGCUGCGAGCCCUGCAGAGCACUCUGAAGGCCAAGGAGGCGGAGCUUCAGCAGGUCAACAAGAUCCUGGACGACCCAAAUCUGACGGCGUCCAGGUUCCGUCAGUGGAAGGAGCAAAACGAGGAGCUGAUGCUAGAGAUCCAAAAACUGGUCUCGCAGAAAGCCUCUGCUGCGCCGGAGCAGGGCACGCCUGCCGUGAAGGUUGCCCUGGAAACUGUUGCUAAGGAACCAGCCGCAGCCGAGACGGAAGGCGCUUACGGACUGAGCCUGAGCGAAGGCGAGCAGCUGGUUGACGCGGAGCUGUCGGAGCUGGAUGUUUUCCUGGAGAUCCCGCCGGGGUCUCCGAGUCCUGCGUCGAGCCUGGAGCUGGACCUUUCUCUGGGCUCGCUGGUGGACUCGAUAAACAAACAGCUGAGCGAAAACGCCGGCGCUGUUGAGAGCUCCUUCUAUAUUUGAGAUCACGGCGCAAAGCGAGUGUGGAAAAGGCUCGUUCGACGGUUUUCUGCUGAAGCUCACCUGCUGGAUCGUUUCACAUCAGUCCGUGCUUCAAUCAAACGCACCGUGGAAAAGCACAUGUAGAGACUCGAUGCUUUAGAGAAUAAACCUGCAAUGUGACUCGUUUACAACAGUAAAAUAUUCACCUGCCAAGUGUUCUGGACAUAUUUUAUAAAAUUCUGAGAGUGUCUUGUUUUUAAAUAUUAAAAAAAAUAAUAAUUAUUAUUAUAAUCUCUUGGAAUUC
Molecule: messenger RNA, 2919 nt
Organism: Nematolebias whitei (Rio pearlfish)
Lineage: Eukaryota; Metazoa; Chordata; Actinopteri; Cyprinodontiformes; Rivulidae
Gene: cnksr1
Product: connector enhancer of kinase suppressor of Ras 1
Exons: 21
Coding region: 129-2636 (835 amino acids)
Molecular function (GO): protein binding
Source: RefSeq, a predicted model, not a curated record